Raphanus sativus (radish) is the source of this 1320-nucleotide messenger RNA. Its product is annotated as F-box protein At1g53790-like. The record is from RefSeq and is a predicted model, not a curated record. Gene Ontology annotation, molecular function: protein binding. The coding region runs from base 73 to 1224 and encodes 383 amino acids. The transcript has a single exon. Lineage: Eukaryota; Viridiplantae; Streptophyta; Magnoliopsida; Brassicales; Brassicaceae.
AAUCCAUAAUAUAACCUAAACGAGACUUUAUCUAGGGUAGUAGGGUUUAACGCUUUUGAUCUCCAGCCUGCCAUGAAACUGAAGCAGCUCGAAUCAGUGGAUAACCUAACCAUCUCGACAUCCACUACACAAUCUUCAAUCCCAGUUGAUCUCCUUAUUGAUAUAUUCUCGAGAGUGCCGUCAAAGUCUAUAGCUAGGUUUCUUUGCCUUUCGAAAUCAUGGGCUUCCAUAUUUAGCCGUCCAUAUUUCACUGAACUGUUUCUGACAAAGUCCUCGAGUUAUCCACGGCUCUUGUUCACCACUGAAGUUUAUGACAAGUUAUUAUUAUUCUCUGCACCUCAGACUCAAAACCUAGGUCCCAAAUCUUCUGUUGUAGCCAGACCUUAUCAAACACAUUCCUCCAAUCUUGAAAUAACCUCCUCGCUCCACGGACUGAUAUGUUGUCAAGUUAAGAGCGGUGAUUAUACGACGCCGGUGAUUUGUAAUCCCGCCACUGGAGAGUUUCUUAGAUUACCCAAAUUGAAAAGGGAUGAGCAAAUGCAAACCCCGAUGAUUUAUUGCGGGUAUGAUCCGACCGACAAAAAAUUCAAAAUGCUGAGUAUAUCUGAUAACUUCAACACCAGCCAGGCUCGGGUUUUGACAUUGGGGACUGGAAAGCAUUUAUGGAGAAAGAUCAAAUGCAUACCCCAUAAUCCUGUGGUCUCUCAAGAUCAUAUGAUUUGUAUAGAUGGGGUUUUGUAUUACCUAGCUUACGCUGAUUUCGAGCCGAUGGAGUAUGUGAUAGUUAGCUUUGAUGUUAAAUCUGAGAAGUUCAGCUUUAUCAAUAUAGAUAAUGAAAGAACGAGAUUAGGUUCCACUUUGAUAAACUACAAGGGUAAAUUAGGUUUAGUUCAUUUUACAGAUUACAAUGGAAAAACUCUCCGCUUGUGGUUGCUAGAAGAUGGUGGGACAAAUAAAUGGUCAUCGAGUAUCCAUGAAUUGCCGCUUCCGGGUACGCAUCCAUAUACCAACAAAUAUCAAAUUGUUGGAAUGACUCGUACAUGCGAUAUUGUGUUGUCGCCGCACCUCUUCUCAGACCCUUUUUAUGUUCUUUACUACAAUGUCGAGAGGAAGACUCUGGCAAGAAUUGAAAUACAAGGGUUGCAAGAGUUGAAAUGUUACGGUGCUACAAUUUAUACCUUUCACGAUUAUUUUGAGGAUCUGCAGCUUAUGAAAUGUCUUUAAGGCUUCGGUUUCUCUUCUUCUUAUUAGUGUUUUCAUUUUGCGCCUAUGUUUUUCUAUUCAGACUUUUUAUUUUAUUUGGGUCCAUUCAUUCAGGUU